AUGUCUCUUCUUGAUACUAUCCUCCCCGUCGUGGGAUAUGCCAGUUGCAUUGCGCUCUGCUAUUUUAUCAUUGUUUUCGGGUACCGUUUGUAUUGUCAUCCCCUUAAGAAAUACCCUGGGCCUCUUCUGGCAAGACUAUCAGAUUCAUAUGCCGGCUACUAUGCCCUGAAAACAUCGCUCCAUCAUGCGACUUUCGAAGACCACCAACGCCACGGCGACGUUAUGCGCUAUGGGCCUGACCGCCUCAUUUUCAAUACCUCGGCCGCCCUUCGAGAUAUCUAUCAGAAUCCAAGAGUGACCAAAUCCGAUCUAUACCUAUUCGCUCUUAUAAAUGGGGUGCCCUUCAUCUUCAACUUACUCGAUCGCGACGCACACUAUCAAAGGCGUAAGAUAAUUAGCCCAUUCCUAGCCGAACGGUCAGUUAGCAAGUUUGAGCCUACUAUAGUACGGCAAACCGAUAUUCUCCUCAAGCAACUUCUUGGUUCGUCUUCCCAUCCUGUAGAUCUCACGGCCAGCUGCAGCCAAUUUGCUACCGAUGUUGCUGCCAACUUGGGCUUCGGGUAUCAUCUCGAGCUUCAAACAAAAGAGGAAAAUAGGUUCGUCCGUACGGGACUCGAGAUCGGGAAUUAUCGUGUUCACACUUUCAUGAACUUCCCUUUCCUCUCGCAACUUAGGCUCAAUUACCUAUUUGAAAGGAAUUCGAUUCGGCAGAAAUGGGGCAACUUACUAGUAAAAAUGAUGAAGACACGCCUAACACAAGAGAAGGGCACGAGACACGACUACUAUUCAUACGUCAUGAACAGCAUUGCGCUAAAACCCGACGAUCCUCAACAUAGUGAGAUAUUUGCUGAGUCAAUGAUGUUCAUGUCUGCUGGUGGGGAUACGGUGUCAACCGCCAUGACUGCGCUUUUCUUCUACCUGUCCAGAAAUCGCCAUUGUUAUGAUAAACUUACCCGAGAAAUACGUACCACAUUCGAAUCAGGCAGCGAAAUUCAAAGAGGGCCGCAACUGUCUGGUUGUUCAUACCUGCGCGCCUGCAUCGAUGAGGCAUUGCGUAUGUCGCCGCCAAUAGGAGGUACCCUGUGGCGACAACUAGCUAAAGGAGAGGAUGACAAACCGUUUGUGGUUGAUGGACACAUUAUCCCCGAGGGGACUCACGUUGGCGUUAACGUUUACUCCAUCUAUCACAACGAGAAGUACUUCCCUGAGCCGUUCGCUUUCAAGCCGGAGCGGUGGAUAGCAAACGACAAAUCAACGGCAAACAAUCCAGACGAACAGUCAAAAUUACUGGCAAGCAAUAAGGCUUUCACGCCUUUCACACUUGGUAUUCGUUCUUGCCCUGGAAAGGCUAUGGCUUACUUCGAAGCGAGCUUAGUUGUGGCAAAGACGCUGUGGUACUUCGACUUUGAGAAGAGCCCGGGCAUCCUCGGGGAUGUGGGCCGCGGGAAAUCGGGCUGCUACAUUGACGAGUUCCAAUUGCAGGAUAUGCUAACAUCGCGCCAUGAUGGACCGUAUCUAACUUUCAGACCCCGCGGGGAUUUUUGGAAAUAA
This is a messenger RNA of Hypoxylon trugodes, 1551 nucleotides long. Its product is annotated as cytochrome P450. Gene Ontology annotation, molecular function: monooxygenase activity; oxidoreductase activity, acting on paired donors, with incorporation or reduction of molecular oxygen; heme binding. The transcript is spliced from 5 exons. The coding region runs from base 1 to 1551 and encodes 516 amino acids. The record is from RefSeq and is a predicted model, not a curated record. NCBI's taxonomy places the organism in Eukaryota, Fungi, Ascomycota, Sordariomycetes, Xylariales, Hypoxylaceae.